Molecule: messenger RNA, 1733 nt
Organism: Mugil cephalus (flathead mullet)
Lineage: Eukaryota; Metazoa; Chordata; Actinopteri; Mugiliformes; Mugilidae
Product: hsp90 co-chaperone Cdc37-like
Exons: 8
Coding region: 377-1351 (324 amino acids)
Biological process (GO): protein folding; protein stabilization
Cellular component (GO): cytoplasm
Molecular function (GO): protein-folding chaperone binding; protein kinase binding; heat shock protein binding
Source: RefSeq, a predicted model, not a curated record
AUGACGUGUCAGUUGUUGUCGCCAGAGAAGCAGUGAUUUACUUAAAGGCUUUUCUUUCUGCUCCUCCCGUUGCUAAGAGGAUUGAGAAGCGGCCUGUUUUAUCGCGUCGUCUCGGGAGUUGCCUCCGGUCCAAACAUCCUCGACAGCGUCUUUUUUGCUGUAAAUGAAAGUGAAAACCCGGUGACAACGGAGACGAUGAGCAGCGGAGCCGGUGUCGACUACAGCGCCUGGGAUCACAUCUAUGUGUCGGACGAUGAGGAUGUCUGCAGUCCGUACGUGGACACCCCGAGUUUAUUCAGAAUGAGACACCGGGUCAGAAGUGAACCUUGUACUAGUCGUGAAGUCUGGAGUCGUGUCCCUGGCCCGACUGGAGAGAAUGGCUGAGUUUCAGCAGAGAGGCGAAGAUCUGGAAAACAGCUUUGCAGAAUGCAGGAGACUAUUAGAAGAAGCCCAGGUACGGCUUAAACAGCUGCAAGAAGAAGAGGGAGGAGAGGAGAGGGAGGCUGAGCUCAUGAAAGUCCGGGCCGACGUGAAAAAACUCAGUAAGGACGAGAAGAACUUCGAAAAGUUGAUGGGGGAGUACCGGCGAUGUGAAAAGAAACAACCGUGGAAUGUAGACACUAUCAGCAAAGAAGGCUUCAGUAAGAGUAUACUCAACAUCAAGCCAAAAGCAACAGAAGAAACCACAGAGGAAAAGGUGGAAAUGCACAAGACAUUUGCGCAGGAGUAUGGGAAGGAGAUUAAACACUUCGGUAUGCUGCACCGUUGGGACGACAGUCAGAAAUAUCUAUCGGACAACCCGCAUCUGGUGUGUGAAGAAACGGCUAAUUGCCUCGUUACCAUCUGUAUUGAUUUUGAAAUUGAUGAGAAACAUGCCCUCAUGGAGCAAGUGGCCCAUCAAGCCAUCGUCAUGCAGUUCAUCUUGGAUUUGUCCCGGAGGCUGGAGGUUGACCCGAGAGGCUGCUUCAGACAGUUCUUCUCCAGGAUCAAGACUGCGGAUCAGCCCUACCAAGAUGCAUUUGACCGUGAGCUUGAGUUGCUGAAGGAACGGGUCCGUAGCUGUGCUCAGAUUCGCAUGGAGAGUGCUAUGAAAGAGCUGCAGGAGGAGGAGAGGCAGAAGAGACUGGGCCCGGGUGGUUUAGACCCUGUAGAGGUCUACGAAUCACUGCCGAAGGAAAUACAGAGGAGCUUUGAUGAGAAGAACAUCCAGAUGUUGCAAGAGGCUAUGAGCAAGCUGGAUCCAGAGGAAGGAAAGUACCUCUUGAAGAGGUGUAUUGACUCUGGGCUGUGGGUUCCUGAAUCAGGAGCAGAGUGUGACGAUGAAGAGAGCGAGGAUGAGGAAGAAGAUUAAAAAUAAGGGAUGAGAUUAAUGCUAAUUAUUAGUAUGUUGUGUAGUCCUUUCGUAGCAGCUGUGUUUGUUAGGGUCUUUCUUGACAUUGUGUUUUGUUGGGAUUUGAAGUCUUUUCUGAUAUUCUGUUGUUUUUGUUCUGUUUUUUGUUCUGGCACAAUGUUAUCUAACAUUGUGCCAGAACAAAAAACAGGACUUGCAACUGAAUUAGUCUUUACAGAAAAUGACAUAACACACACACACACACACACACACACAUAUAUAUAUUUAUACUUGUACUCACAUCAUAUUAAAUCAUCUACAUACUGUAUAUUUCAAAAUGUAAGUUAUGUCUAGUUUAAACAGAUACAAAAUAAUAAGUAUAGUUUUUACUUUUUUUUUUUAA